CAGGAGUGAAAUCCCGUUGGCACUUUUUAAAAUAUGCAUCGGUUUUCAAGGUCGAUCUGUUAAAUUGUAACUAAAUGCGAGUAACCAAAGGGAAGCCGAAGAAAUAUUACUUUACCGUGCGGUCCUCUGACUCUGAACAAAGUCACAGUUGGACGGGGAAAACACGAGGAAACAUGACACUGGGAGUCAGACAUUUGUGAACGAUAAGAAGGGCCCGGCACGACUUCGGUGUCCAUUUUACUGGGGUGAAAAGCGCUUGGAUCCACUAAGCCCAGCACAUACUGCUCUGCACAUUUAAGAUAAGGAUAUAUAGCGGCACUUUAUACAAGACAUACUGCGCCUUAGCACACUAUACCGACACAUUGUGAAUUACUUUUAAGAAAAUGACGAUGCAUGUUCCCUUUAGUACUCGAGAUUCCUUUUAGUUGCGUUGCCAGAGUGAGAAAACCGUCGAUCGAAAGAAAAACUUCCUGAAGGCUGGGAAACUGGGAAGCGACGCCUCCUUCACGCUUGGCAGGGUUUCCGACCGCGACCGAAGACUGCCGACCGGCGCUUCGCCCCGCCGGGGGACGCAGAGGAGCGCCGGGGAGUGUACGGAGGAGGAGGAGGAGGAGGGGAGAGGCGCGCUCCGUUUCCUGAAUGUCCGCCAGCACCUGUACCUUCUUCCUUCGUAUGGAUACACGCUUCGCACACGGGCUUGACCAGGGUAAUCGGCCGCGACUUCGGGAGCGACGUGAUCGGGGGAAGUGCUUAACGCCGCAGGUUAAUCCUCCGUCGUGAUGAACUCCAGGUUUCACGGGUUUGGUGGACGGAUCGGUACUUUGGCCGUGACUGAGCUGUCCAAAGACAGGACCAAGGCUGACGUGACCUGUGAUGUUCAGUUCCUCGAUCAUUCUACCCACAGCUUUAAGAUCUGUAAACAAGCUGAUGGUCAUGUCCUGCUGGACAUGGUGUUUAACCAUCUGGGCCUGGCGGAGAAGAAUUACUUUGGCCUUCAGUUCAGUGAGGACUCUCAGUCCCCUAGGUGGCUUGACCCCAACAAACCCAUCAAGAAGCAGUUUAAGGGGAGCCUACCCUGGGUCCUAAACUUCCGGGUGAGAUUCUUCAUCACUGAUCCCAACUCACUGCAGCAGCAACAGACCAGGCACCUAUAUUUUCUACAGAUCAAGAGUGAUAUCCGUAAUGGAAGGUUAAGCUGCCCGCUCAGCUCAGCCGUGGUCAUGGCCUCCUACGCAGUCCAGGCUGAACUUGGAGAUCACUCCUCGACGGAGCACCAGGCGGGUUACCUGUCUUUGUUUCACUUCUUCCCAGGGCAGGAGGAGGACUUCCUGCCCAAAGUGGAGGCAAUGCACCCGCAGCACAGGGGCCUCAAGCCGUCUGAGGCUGAGCUGUGCUACCUGAACACGGCCCGUACGCUGGACUUUUAUGGCGUGGAGCUUCACCAUGCAAGAGACUCCAGCAACGUGGACCUCCAGGUUGGCAUCGCCUCGGCCGGCCUCGCCGUCUUCCGCAACAAGGUCUGCUCCAGUUUCUUCUCCUGGGUUUCCAUUGUGAAGAUCUCCUUCAAAAGGAAAAGGUUCCUCAUUCAGCUCAGGCAGAAACACAGGGAGAGUCGCGACAGCACCGUCAUCUUCAACAUGCUCAACUACCGCACCUGCAAAAACCUAUGGCGGUCCUGCGUGGAGCACCAUGCCUUCUUCCAGGCCGACGCCUCUCUGUCGCUGGACAAGAAGCUGCUGUUUAGCCAUGGGACUCUCAGCUAUAAACACCCCACCAAGUCCCUGAAUAGUCAGGUUAUGUGCAGAAUGAUGCGCGGCGUGGUGCUGAACCCGGCGUUGAGGAAGUCCCUCUCCGUGGAGCACCUGGACACCCGAAGCCUGCCCUCCUUCUCCCCGCCCACCACGCCCAGCUGGCGGAGCCCCCGUCUGAGGCACAACAUCCGCAAGACGCACCACUCGUCCAUGGACAACUUGGCCAGUGAGAUGAGCUACUUUCCUGAGACAGAGGACGUUUUCUACACGUACAAGAGCCCCGAGGCUGCCAUAGGGAUUGGCCUGGAGACCUCAGCUGACCAGAAGAAAAUUCACAAAGACAGAAAGAGCAAAGAGGCGGGACCUGACCUGCGCAGCUGCGACCUGAAGCUGGCCGGGGGCCAGGAGACAGUGGUGCCCACGCAGAAGACCUCAAACCCCCCCGGACAGCCCGACUCCCCCGGUCUUGACAGUGAGGGCUUGGCUGGGGAGGGGACAACCAGCCGGGACUCACAGUGUUACUCCGAUAAGAGCGAGGAGAUAGAGGGGGACUUGCUGUUGGUGAGAAUGGCCCCAGACAAAGACGGCAAGUUCGGCUUCAACGUCAAAGGAGGUGCUGACCAGAAGAUGCCCCUAAUGAUCUCACAUGUGGCUCGUGACUCACCGGCUGGAAGGUGCACCCCUGAGCUUCUGGAAGGAGACUACAUUGUGCUGAUCAAUGGACGGGACAUCUCAGAGCACAACCACGACCAGGUGGUCAUGUUCAUUAAGGCCAGCCGCGAGUCCCACACCAAGGAGCUGACACUGCUGGUUCGUCGGAAAGGACUCGGCUCACGUACGAAGCCCCUGUCCACAUUUAAUGCUGGCUUCCAGUUGCUAGGAGACGGCACCCUGCCACAAGGCCACCAGAUUGGUGAAACCCUGGAGGACUCCAUGGUGCAUAUAAAGAAGGGCCUUCAAACCGGGAGUCUGCUGGUCCAGUUUGAGCAACUGUACAGGAAGAAGCAGGGCUUGGAGAUGAUGGAAGCCAGAUUGACUCAGAAUAUGGAGAAGAACAGAUACAAGGACGUGUUGCCCUAUGACAUCACCAGAGUGGUUUUACAAGACAAGGAGGACAAUUACAUCAAUGCCAGCCAUAUUAAGAUGGAGGUUCCUGGUACAGAGGUAGUAAACUACUAUGUGGCUGCACAGGGACCAUUGCCACACACCUGCUGCCACUUCUGGAGGACCGUGUGGGAGCAGCACAGUCGCGUGAUCAUCAUGCUGACAACGCUGACAGAGAGGGGCCGGCCAAAGUGUCAUCAGUACUGGCCAGACCCCCCCGAGCUGCGGGACUACGAAGGCCUGCAGAUCCGCUGUCACUCGGAGGAGUGCAACUUGGCCUACGUCUUCAGGGAGUUCACGCUGAUCAGCAGGGAGACCGGGGAGGAGCGGACGGUCUUCCACCUGCAGUACGUGGCCUGGCCUGACCAUGGCGUGCCCGAUGACCCCUCCGACUUCCUGGACUUUGUGAAGUUCGUCCGGAAGAAGCGGAACAGCACCGAGCCCCUGAUGGUCCACUGCAGGUGA
Messenger RNA from Paramormyrops kingsleyae, 3320 nucleotides. The record is from RefSeq and is a predicted model, not a curated record. NCBI's taxonomy places the organism in Eukaryota, Metazoa, Chordata, Actinopteri, Osteoglossiformes, Mormyridae.